AUGAACUAGAAUUUAGUUUAUUAGGAUUCCUUACACUAUAAAGAUUAAGAUAUUGUAAUCGAUCUUGGUGAUUCAAAUCAGCAUAAUUUUUAUAUAUCUCUUUCCAAUUCAUACCAAAAUUCUAAUCACACAUCCCCAGAGUGUGACUUUGAUUAUAAUUAUUAAGAUGAACUUUUAAGUUCAUCUAAAAUUGUCAAGAAACAAUAAGCAUUUGAAAAUUUUUCAAAGUCUAAAUCGCUUUAUUAGUAAAACUAAAAUAUAUAAAUCACUUUAUUUGAUAAUAAUUAUAGUAAGGCAUUGGGUAAGUUAGAAAAAAAUCGAAAGUCAGUUCAUUUCAAUUUAGAGAACAAUAAAAUAUAAUUAAUUACUAAUUUUGAUACUGAUUAUUAUAUGAGCUUCGAAGAGAGAAAAGCAUUAUAUCAGCCUUUUUCUAUCCAUAAAUAAAAAAUAUUUUUAGAAGAUGAAGAUCUUUUUGAUGAUGAGGAUGAUGAAUAAUUUAUGUUGUUGCAAAAUAAUUCCAUUAAAGUAAUAGUUGUAAGAGACAAAACUCUGAAGGGAAUUUUGAAAUAAAAUAAUCUUAAAGUGGAACCAUUAACAACAAACGAAUAUUUAGUGAUGAAUAUUACACAAUAAAAUUUUCCCAUUUCAUAAGAAACAACAGUGACUAAAAGAGAAAAAUUAUUAUUAGAGAAGAAAAUAGAAGACCAUCAAUAUGGUAUAGGUCUUAAAUUCUUAAAAAAAUAUGGAUUUGAAUGUGGGUCUGGUUUAGGCUUGAAGAAAUAAGGUAUUUUAGAACCAGUUUAAACAUAAAAAUAAACCAAUUUUUCACAAAAUUUAGAAAAAAAAAACAAUUUUUUGUAAAAUAUUGAUUGUACAAACAGAAAAAAAAGAAAAAUAGAGUUGAUUGCGCUUUCUGAUGAUGAAUAAGAAUAUUGUUAAAGUGCCAAUCAAGUAAAAUUACCUUAGAUAUAGUAGAAAAGUGGUUGA
Molecule: messenger RNA, 987 nt
Organism: Paramecium pentaurelia
Lineage: Eukaryota; Ciliophora; Oligohymenophorea; Peniculida; Parameciidae
Source: the annotation of a GenBank genome assembly